Metarhizium acridum CQMa 102 is the source of this 621-nucleotide messenger RNA. RefSeq lists its product as uncharacterized. Gene Ontology annotation, biological process: response to salt stress; protein complex oligomerization; response to hydrogen peroxide. Lineage: Eukaryota; Fungi; Ascomycota; Sordariomycetes; Hypocreales; Clavicipitaceae. The record is from RefSeq and is a predicted model, not a curated record.
AUGGAUUUUAUUCCACAGUCUAUCGCUUCCAACCAGAGCUUCUCUCCUCUGAUGCGAUUCUUCCACGACAUGGAUAAGUACUCUCGCCAGCUGACCCACCACCACCAACGACGUGAUGACGGUGGAAGCCAUGGCAGUAGAGCCUUCUUUCCCAAUUUUGAUGUCCGUGAACUUGAAAACAGAUUUGAGCUCUACGGGGAGCUACCUGGAGCGGAAAGAAACGACAUGAAAAUCGAGUUCACAGGGCCCCGGACUUUGGAAAUCAGCGGCACCGUCAAGCCUUGCUACGAUUCUUCUCGUCGCGAAUCGGCAAACAACACUGUCGCCAAAUGGGACAAUACCCAAGCGGCUGGGGAGACACAAGCACAGCUGGAUGAGGAACAUGCGGUGGAACAUGAGCAUCAGCCGAGGCGCAAGCCGCGCCACAGGGACACGGAAGACCAUGACGUGAAAUACUGGGCGUCGGAACGAAGCCUGGGCGGCUUCUAUCGCUCAUUUACUUUUCCGAAACAGAUCCAACAGGAUGGUGUUACAGCCACGCUUGAUAGUGGUGUUCUUGCAGUGACUGUGCCAAAAGCGGCCGAGGCAAGGACUGAGAGGCGCGUUAUCCAAGUGGCAUAG